CCGCCGCGUUCCCUCUCUGACGUCACCGCCGUCUGAUCAUCCGAAAUCCCUGAUAACGCGAUGCGCGCUCCCGCUCGGCUCUGAAUGGGGGGCUCAGUCCAGCUUGUGACAGCGAGUCCAGUAGUAUAACCGGAGACGCCACGGUCCCGCUCAGCCAGUCAGGUCCGCUGCUCUCAGACGCGCCGGUUGGUUCCACGCGCCCCGCUCUCUCCGGUAGUCCACACUCAUUCAGGUAGUCCGCUCGUGCACUGACAGUCCAACUAGUUCGGUUCAGUGUCCCGACUCUUCUCUUGUCAGCCCGGGAAGUUCGAGUACUGACGGGCGGAGCUGUCUCUGUCUGUCCAGGAAUGAGAGAUGAUGGCCGGCUCUACAGCAGAGGAAAAAACCUUCCGACGGUUCCUGGAGCUCUUUCUCCGGGAGAUGAGAAUGCCUCUGCAGGAGAGCGACCCGCCGCCGAUGCGCCCCUUGUCGGACCUGGUGAUUGAGGAAGAGGUGGAGGGGGAAUGCCUCGACCUGUGUCUCCAGCACCUCUACAAAUAUAACUGCCCGUGCUCCUUGGCUGCAGCCCUUGCCAGAGCCACAGCAGACAGCCUCCUGCAGACUGACCUCUCCAUCCACCACCUCAAUAAGACCGUAGAAGAUGGAGCUGACCCAUUACCACAGAUGGAGUCUGUAAAGCUGGCCCGACUGGUGUUCAACAGACUGUUUGAGAUGUGCUGCCUCUGGCUGAAGGAGCUUCCUUUUCGCCGCCGUCCACAGCCGUACUACGAAACCUCCAUCCAUGCCAUCAAGAACAUGAGGCGCAAAAUGGAGGACAAACACGUCAUCAUCCCUGACUUCAACACGCUCUUCAACAUUCAGGAUCAGGAGGAACAGGCUUACUUUGCUGUGUUUGACGGUCACGGCGGUGUGGACGCUGCCAUUUUCGCUGCCAACCACCUCCAUGUCAACUUAGUCCAUCAGGAAUCAUUCGGCCAGGAUCCCAUCGAGGCGCUCUGCAGAGCCUUCAAAGCCACGGACGAACAAUUUGUUAAGAAGGCUUCACGAGAGCACCUGCGUUGCGGCACGACAGGCGUGGUGACGUUCCUGCGAGGUCAGACUUUGUAUGUGGCCUGGCUGGGAGACUCCCAGGUCAUUCUGGUCAGAAAAGGACAGGUCGUGGAGCUGAUGAAACCACAUAAACCAGACAGAGAGGAUGAGAAGCAGAGGAUCGAGGCUCUGGGAGGCUGUGUGAUCUGGUUUGGCACAUGGAGGGUUAACGGCAGUCUGUCUGUAUCCAGAGCAAUAGGUGACUCGGAGCAUAAGCCCUACAUCUGUGGUGAUGCAGACCAUGGUAUCUUCCCAUUGGAUGGUACAGAGGACUACCUGAUUCUGGCCUGUGAUGGCUUCUGGGAUACCGUGGGUCCAGACGAGGCGGUGCGGGUGGUCAGCGACCACCUCCAGGAGAACUCCGGAGACACCACCAUGGUAGCCCACAAGCUGGUGGCCUCAGCCCGUGACGCAGGCUCUAGUGAUAAUAUCACAGUCAUAGUGGUCUUCUUGCGGGACCCACGCACCCCACCACCCACUGGUACAGAGGACGAGGAGGAGGGUGUUGUAGAGGGAGAGGUGGAAGAGGAGGAGGAGGAGGUAGCAGAGGUGGAGGAGGAGGAACAGGAAGAGGAGGAUGAGGAGGAAGAAGAGGCAGUCAGAGUAGAGCGUGAUGGUGGUGAGGGAGGCAGCACUGCGGACAUCGGGGGGAAGGGUCGCGGAGGUUGGCCCCUGCAGCAGUGCUCAGCCCCUGCCGAUCUCAGCUACGAAGACCGAACAGACUCGCUCACAGACAGAACUAGCCUCAGCCUGCUGGGGCCGUCGCUGGAGGGCCGCAUCACCCUGACCGGGGGCUCACAGCAGCCCUUCUCCAACUUUAGUCCCGACCUCUUCACAGCCUCCCACAUCUAUCGAGAAGAACGCCCACUGAGGCGCAGGUCCUGUAUCCCCUUUCAGGAGGCCAGCAUCUCUAGCUUCACGGACCCACUGUGGCCCCAGACAGCCGUGCUGUUAGGCCAGGCAGUGAGGCGAAGCCGCAGGCUUGGUUAUGGUAGUCGCCGAUGGGGCCGAAGGAGGCCAGGCGCAUCCAAGGAGCUGCUAGGCCUGUUACCCUCUGGCCACUUGCUGCCGCACAUGCAGCGCCACUCCAACCAGAGGCCUGGAGUGGCAGUGCCUCACCUGCCCCACAAUUCCACCAUCUGAAGAGGUGACCCAAACCAAACCAUCUCCUUCAUUUAUUCAGUCCUGCCCCUCAGCCCACCCACCUCUGCCUUCAACAUGUCUUUCUUUGAUAGUAGGUAGUUGUGGCUCCUGCAGUCGUUACGUGAUUAUUGAAACUCUGUUGGAGGAGUGGUGCUCUCUGUCCUAAGCCGAAAUGUCUCCAAAUGUAAGCCAGCCCACUAAACACAAGCCCUGCUCCUCAGUGCUGUAGGUAAAGCGCAAAACUGCAUCCUCUCCAUUGUGACCACUGAUCAGUCAUCAUGAAGCCAGAGCUGCAGGCUGAUGAGAUGUGUUCAGACUGAAUGUAAAAUGAAUCUGCACAGUGCAAGACACAGUUAAUUGUUGGCAGUGCAAAAAACAGAAACACCUGGAGUUCCAGCCAUAUUUUGAUUAAAUAGCCAGGACAGUGUAUUGUUAACUCGCUAGACUAGACCACAAAAAGCACCAAAAGAAGCAAAAGUUCGCUUGCAUUCAGUCUGAACACAAAUUUAAUUUACGUGCUUGGUUGCUCCACAUUCUGGCCAGCAUCUUUAGACUAAAAUUAUGUAUUUUGGACAGAAAGAAAAAGCCUUCUAGGUGAAAAUUAGUCUCUUUCAGGUUAAUGGAAGGAAUAAAUUUGAUCUCAUCACUUGUCAAGCUUGCAGAGGAAGUAAGAAUAUACACUACUUGGCCAAAAUUAUAGGGACACUUAAACAUUACACCUUUAUAUGGUAGCUGAACAUGUCAUUCCAAACCCAUAGGCAUAAAUGCGCUCUUAUAACAGUCUCCACACUUCUUUGAAGUCUAUCCUCUAGACCGAUACAGGAUUUAUUGGAUUUUUUUUUUCUUCUUUUAAAUAUAAACAAAACUUACAGGACACAUUCUUGAUGAGGAUUGCUUAAAAUAUGGUUAAUGAAGAACUGCAAUAAAGUAUGGUGGCCCUUAGGAUCAAAAUGCAACAUUUCAGAAAACACGACAUUUUACAAAACCAACCCAGUCUCACUCCGAAGUCAUUGAAAUCCAGUGCUUGGGCAGCGACUUGUGCCAUCGGACACAGAUGAAAAAAGCUGUCCUUAAAUGUUGGCAUGAUACGCGGCCGGUCGACGUUACAGUUUAACAGCACCUGAUGGCAUCGGGGGAAAUGUGACGAGACAAGAACGAAAGUUAAGGUGGCCAAGGUCCAAGUGGGGCGGGUGGGAGUGGCUGAUGGAUCCAAGAAACGCCGAACUUCACCCGGGAGAGCGGUGUUCGCGUUCCGUAAGAUUAUAAAGCCAAACCCUGUUCUUUUUUCCUAAACCUAACCAAGUGCUUUUGUUGUUGAAGGAAAAAAACCGUCAAUUCACGGUGUUGUACCAACAUAGCGCUUCUAUUUUAAAGAAACUGAAGGUAAAUGGUAAAGUUCCUAAGAAAACAGAAGUGUAUUUUGAAAACAGACAAUGCAUGUAACAGGCUGAAGUUGACACGCCGUCCCAGAACGUCAGCAACCAACACACCCAGGGUACCUUGGACGUCAUAUGUGGACGUGGAAAGUCCAUGACCAAACGUCAAUAUGUGACGAGGUCGGAGUGAGAGUGUGUUGACAAAACACAACAUUUCACAAAACACUACUGACGGCACGAAAUGUUGUAGUGUAUUGACCCUCAGGGUCACCAUAAUAAAGACAUGUAUUGGGUUAUUAUUUUUUUGCUACUUACUGGAUGUUGAACAAAGAAUAAAAUGAUAUAUGCGCCACUACAAACAUUAGCCAAUAAUAUUGUCAAUGCCGAUGAAUCGGUCAUGCUCUAGGUGAAAAGGGAACAAGCCUUUUUAUUUCCCUAACUUAAAAGGCAGUUAAAACGCAGAGACCAAAACAUUGAAAAACAGCCCUAAACCAAAAGUACACCAAAUAAUUUGAUGUUAAUCAUUUCCUGUGAGAUGAUGAGUGAGAUGACACAUCUUUUGUUUUGAGACUGCUGUCCAGAAUGUCGAGCGACCGAACAUUAAAAUAAACUCUAAUGGCGGAGUUUACCUUUUUGUCAGCAAUCCUUUGGUGGCAGAUGAAUGCAGUUCAUAGGCACUGAAGGCACAUGCUGUUCCUUCCCCUUCCCAUACAGUCAGUGACCCAGCCAUUAUCCAGCCACAAUUUGUCUACAGAUAAAAGCACUUAACAACGGAUUAUAAAAGAUUAGCAGUCACUUACCUGAAUAAAUGCUCCAUGUAGUCCAGUAUUCCAGAUGGGGAUAUACUCCUGAGAUCAUAUUUUUUUUCUUUCAUGAUGGAGGAGAAGGGUAUAUUUUAUGUCAUAGUUGUUGGGCCACAUAGCUGUUGCAAAUAUUCCAAGUGUAUUUACUUUUACACAAAAACCCAUCCAAGAGAAGUAUUUUACAGCAGGUUUGAUAAGUGCAAACCAUUUAAUGUCGGGCCAGGACAGUUGAAACCUGCAGAACACGUGCCUUCCAUAUGCGUUACUAAAGCCUACUUCCCUACUACACAUAUAUAUUUACUAAUUACUGAAUUUGUUAACAAUUCAGGACAAAUCUGGCUUUCACUUGGGUUGUAGUUUGACUCUGUGCCACUUUAAAGGCAGGGUCAAAAGGUUUGACAUUUUGGGAAAUAGUCUGAUUUGCUUUCUUGCCAAGAAUCAGAUGAGAAGAUUGAUACACUCUCAUAUCUGCACACUAAAUAUGAAGCCACAGCCAGCAGCUGAUUAGCUUAGCUUAGCAUAAAGAGUGGAAGCAAAGGGGAACAGUUAGCUUUACCUUCUAGGACCAGUUGCACAAAGCACCUUUAGUUUACUCCUUACGUAUGACACUUAAGGUUUAGUUUUUCCUUAGCUGAGGAAAUAACUUAAGGGUGUUGCACAGAAUCUCUUAAAAGGUUUCCUUAGUCAAGGAAAGGCGUUCAGGCAUUUACUGCACUGAAAGAGAUUUUACAACAGUGAAAUUCUGCUGUUUCCAUGGAAAUUUGUUUGCUUGAACAGGCGCUUGUGAUAACUAUCGCUUCCUGUUGUCGCACCUAAGUAGCGUCUCCAAAGUCAGCCUGAUAUUAAAAAAUAUGGCAGAAGAUAAGAAGACAAAAAACAAAAUGGCGGGAGGAAGAAAAAUCAGACUUCUAGAGGAGUUCAUUAAAAGAAAAAACAAACUGAAAAAUAAAUCUGAUCCAAAAAUAACAGCCAACAUGAAGCGACAAAUGUAGGAGGCAACGUUUGGACGGGAACUUCACCACACUGUUCGCCGAAGGGUGAGGGCGUUUGAAACCCAGCGAGUGACAUGGCAUACUGUCGACUUGUGUAUGUGAAAUACCUCGCCAAUGACUGAUUGAAAAGAUCCUUUUGCAUUAAAACCAUAGGGCAAUCAUUAGUUGCCUGAUCUCACUCCGAAGUCGUCGAAAUCCAGUGCUUGGGCAGUGACUUGCGGCCUCAGAAACCAAUGAAAAAAGGCGUCCUUUAACGUUGGCAUGAUAGGCGGCUGGUUGCCGUUAUAGUUUGACGGUGCCCAGCAGCAUCAGGGAUGAAAGUUAAGGCGGUGAAAGUCAGACUGGGGCAGGUGGGUCCAACAAACACCAACUUUCACCUGUGAGAGCAGUGUUCGCGUCCUGUAGGAUUCUAAAGCCAAACCUUCUUCUUUUUACCUCAACCCAACCAUGCGACAUAGUGCGUUUAUUUUGAAAGAAACUGUAUGUAAACGUUAAAUUUCCUGUGAAAACUGAAAUGUGUUUUAAAAACCAACUAACCAGCUGCUGGCUACAUAGUAGCUGCACAUGUAGCGUACAGACAUGAGAGAGGAACCAACCUUCCCAUCAGCAAAGUGAAUAUUUCCCAAAAUGCCCUUUUAGAUCCAAAAUCCUUUGGAUAACAUGAAGAGAAUCUGCACGUUAGAGAGCAUAGUUUUCUAUCUGUAAUCUAUACAGUCGUGGUGCUGAUGGCCCCUCCGGCUCUGCAACAAUACUACGCAGCAAACAUCCCAGUCAUCACCUUCUACAAGAUAGCCGGGCUCCUGUGGCCCCAUGUCGCCUUUAAUAAUUGGAUCUUUCUCUGAUCUGAUCUAGAUUCAACAACGGAGAGCCCCCUCUGUGCCGUCUAACACGCUGCUGACAGCGCUGCACUUCAGUUAUGUUAGCAAGUCUUUAUGCCACCUUUCAUAAGACUGAACUUGUCCAUGAGACCUGAAUGCCAGUUUCAACAUUCAUUGGUUUCAUAUAUCUGACGCCAAUAUGGUAGCGUUCCUCUUUAAUGCUAACUCAUAAUCAUAAUUAACAAAUGUAAUCUAAUACUAAUUUGUAUGAUAAAGUAUGACAGCACCCAGUUAACUUGGAGAGACUGAUCUGUGGAAAGACGUCUGUCACUUUGCUUUAAAUGUGUAGCUUUUGUUUUCAAAUACACACAAUAGCAUUACUGUAUCUAACCAUACUUAUUGACUAUAAACUAGCUGUAACACACACUUGCUAUGAAACUAUUAAAUGAUAGGUAAACCUUGACCCACGUUCCCCCGAGUUACUAACUCUGACUAUAAUUUUCAAAGUACUAAAAUGGUUUGGUUGCCUACUAAAUAUUUAGUUUGUUGUGGGAGCAAAUGACUGUUCGCUAAGCCUCACCCCCGCUUAGUUACUGGUGUUACAGCUGUCAGGCUCUCCGUUCUCGCAUGAUAAAUAUGCAGAUUUAGCUACCACUUGAAAUUGGUAGUAAUUUUGUUAAACAAUAAGUCCUUGAUUUCACUUAAGCUUCUCAUUUCUGGUCGCCAACUAGGUAGCAUACUUUUAUUGUAGCUUUUACCUCAUUAGAAUGCUCAUCUUACAGAAAAACAUACUUGGACAAGCAACACAAACAGUGUGUCUCUAAUCGCAAACUUACGUUAGUACACUUCAAUGUAGUACACCAUGUACACUACGUACUUCUUGUGUGGUGCACUUAUUUCAACAGGGUAGUGUUGUCUCAAACUGCGCACUAACGUAUUGCACUUACUGGAAGUGACGACGGCUUUUUUUUAAAACUGCCUUUUCAUCUUCAUUAUCUUUUUAUUUUGAAUUGGCGAAUUGCAAAUGUAUGGUGGUGCAUUAUUGCCAACAUCUCACCACUAUCUCCAUCAAACCGUACACAUUUCUCUUGUGUUUUGGAGUUAGGAAAGGCUACAAAAGAACCUUGAAACUCAACAUACCAACUAUGUGGAAUCAUCCAAAGUUUGACAGCCUUCCAUGCCUAUGUACAGUUGAUAUGUAAGCUUUGAUUGGACAGUUGCUGUUUGAGGGUGGGUUUUACCGAACAGUCAUUUUGGACACAUUAAUUAUUCCCUAACAUUCCCUAACAUCGUCACUCCCCACUCUUAAGUUGAUGCAGUUAAUUUCUAAAGGUCAGGAUGUUAGUGAUGACCAGGUUCUGUAAAUCGUGCCUCCACUCUCCUGGCCCCGUCACACAUGAAAGGUGUGAUAUGAGAACACCCGAUUCACCAGACAAACAGGUACUGGUUUGAGGGCCAUCACCUCCUCUUUCAGUCGUAUUAGUGAACGGGGGACUCUCUCUCCCGCGAACCAUCCCAUGGACUGACUAGUGAAGAGCAUCAGUGGAGCAGAAUGUACCUCAUGUGUCCCAGAAUGUCCUCAGAGACUUGGUGAAGUGUGUCGACAUGACUUGGUGUUUUUUUGGGGAGAAGAUUCGUCUCUCCAAAAGGCAUCUUAGCUAUGAGGAAUGUACUAUUGAGACACUCAACAAACUAAAGCCACUGGAUCCCUUUUGUGGUCGAUACCCGAAGAUGAUCAACGGAAAUCACAGUCAUUUCGAAUAUUCAUGUAGGCGUAUGUAUAUUAUGAGUAUUAACUGUGAGGCAAGCGAGUGCUGGAGGAGUGUACAUAUAAUAAUUCUGUCUUGUAAAUCAGUAAUUUUAAUCCAUGCUCCACCAGGCCCGAUGGUAGGGUCAGAUGUUGGAUCUAGGUCCCAAAAUCUCCCGCCACCAGGCUGAGGUGGAGGUAAGGGUGUGAUGUAACUGAACAGCCUGAGAGGGGCAUCAGUUCAUAAACACUGCCGCUGCCUUCGAGAGCUGCUAAAGUAUUUAAAAGGUGUUGAACCAGUCUGGCUUUCACUGGAGAAUUGUAGUGUACUAUCGUGGCCUAGCUGCUGUUUGUCCCUGCUUUCUUACCCUGACAUGAAUAAAAAAAAAACAGGGACAUAAAGAUGUUAAUUAUUGGCUUGAAAUACUGUAUUUCCAAUCUGCAGCUUAGAUUUUAAAACAUUUUUAUCAGUACCAGCCUUAUAAAAACAUCUUGCCAAUCAAAUUACGUCAGUAGUUUGUAGGUUUUCAUUCCAACUCUGCAGGUGUUAGAUGAUUAGCAUGGUGUUGAUUAGAGACGAGGAACACGAGUGAACGGAGCUGCUGUGGUGUUAGGAUUUAAUAGUUUCACUGUGUUGCAAGUCUUUUAGAUAACAGUAGAGUAGAUCUUUUACAUGGAUCACACAGGGCAGUAAACUCUAGAGAAGCAGAGCUGCCACAGUUUGUCUCAGGAUCUUGUUAUAACGACAAAGUGUUUUUGUUUCAGGGGGAAUGGACCCUGUAACUCCUAAUAAUCAGAAAGAAUUCAAGAGAAUAAACAGGCUUAUCCCUGCCAACAUCACCUCUUCAAAGCCUGAUGUCAAAACUACCGAUGCUGACCUUAGACUAAGGGUGCUUUCGGACUUGCCCUGUUUGGUUCAAUCAAACUUGUUUGCCCACUAAGUGCAGUUCGUUUGGGCAGGUGUGAACACAGCAAUUGCACUCAAGUGCACACCAAAACAACCGGUCAGAGACCUUCUUGAAGAGGUGGUCUCGGUCUGGUUCCAAACUUUUCUCGUCUUGACAUUCCAACAAAAUCAAACAUGUUUAAUAUUACCGUAAUUUUUUUAGUAUGGGCUUUUCCAAAUCGACAAGAAUACUGUUGACAUAUGACACCUUUUAUCUUGUGUUUCUAGAGUUACGUGUUUUUGCAGACAUGUAAGAAAUUGUCAUAUAUAUCACAUUUCUUAAAGGGAGUUUGGCAUAAUAUUUUACACCAAUAACAGGAUGGAAAGUAAUCUCAAAAAUGAAUCUAGUUGUCGUCUUGCAAAUAGUGACCCUGCAAGAUCAUCAGUCUUUGCAAAAUCUUACGGUCUGUGACCAAAAACUGACAUUCGGUUCUUCUCAAAGUCAAAGACACUCCCUUGGUAGGACGGGUCCUUUCAAGUCAGGUCCUAUGGAGGUUAGGUGAGACUCCUUCCUAGCAUUCGGUGAACACACACUGGAAUAUGCUAGCAAGUGCUCAGGUAUGUGUUAUUGAAGAGGCCCUGCCUUCAGUUCCACCAAAUCAUGCUCAAGAGUUGUGGGUACUUCAUGCCUGCUGACGAUACACACAUGCAUCUUUGAGAAUUCUCUGAUGGAAGGACUCGGUCCACGCUAGAAUUCAAAGGAUCCUUGACUUUGGAAUAGUCCUUCUGCGAGAUAUGAUGAUGUAGCCUCUUUGAAGUAUAGCUGUUUAAGGGGCCCACAUGCCAAGUUUUUUUGCACUCUCGACUUCAUUGUUUUUGAUGUAGAUGCACUGCAGGUGCACUCAAACACCAGAGUGACGGCAUGAUAAACUGGCUUCAACUUUUGGAAUGCAGCAGUGCACUCUGCAUGUCAUGUGACAAGGACCAAGUAAUCAUAGCUGGCAGACAUCUUUGCCUUCAUCCUUUAAUAUCAGUCUGUGAUAAAUAAGGAGGAGAAGUUAAGUAUUUUAGUCCAGGGCUGCCAGAGUUUUUCAUCUGCCCCACGAACAGCAGGCUUACACACAAAGAGCGCCUCAAAGAGGAACAGCUCUGCACUCAGGAUUUCAGGUAAAUAAGCUAUGACAAGGUGCUGGUUAAGGUUGCCUAGCAAUCUCAGACGCAACCUGCCGCCAUGCUCUGGAAAGGCACAAGAGUAGCACCCAACGCCUGACCUCAUGUCUUUCAGGUGGUUAGAAACGCUGCAUGUGUAUGGCCCAGAAGGUGGGCAUUAUUGAAGACAUGGCAAAUUGUGCGCAAAGAGUUGUGGGUACCUCAUGCAGGCUGAGGAUACACACAUGCAUCCUUGAGAAUUCUCCAAAGGACAAACUCUGUCCUCUGUAGAACCUGAAGGAUGCUUGACUUUGGAGCAGACCUUAGGCAGAAUUCAAUGAUGUAGCCUCCUAAAAAUUCAGCCGUUGAAGGAUCCUUCCUUGACUUUGAGAAGCAUCAACCUUUAAAUAUGAGAGGGUGUCAGACUUUAGUCCUUUAAAAGGUCAUAUUUCAAAGUUUUUGGGUAUGGUGGGCUUUAGUCCCCAAAGAUGUGCCCAAGAUAUUUUUUCCAAUCAAGGUAAAAUGAGCGGCACACGUAAUAUGCACCAUGGUUACCAUAUUAGUUUAGCACAUUAGCAUGCUAACAUUUGCUACCACUUCAUGCUGCCACUGUCCUAUCAACAGAAAAAAUAAUCUCAAAAAAUAUCUCUGGGUACAAACCGCUCUCAUCUUACAAGAUGCUUUGUCAUUGUAACAAGAUACUCAGUCUUUAUAAGUCUUUAUAACACGAUCUUAAAAUGAGACGAUGACAUUCUAACAAGAUGAAUUUGAAGACCACAGACGCGUCUUUUUGUGAAUGGUUGCAGAUCAUUGGAUCACGUUAUAGCUUGUGUCCACACCUCAAAGCAGCUGUGCAGUAGUUUUCUGUCCCCUGUGAUUCACCAAUGUAGUUUCACAGCAGGUCUGCAGUGUUGAUGUGAACUCUCUCUGCGCUCUGGAGGGAAAGAUGUACUACAACAGUGCUCAGUGACAACGCUCCAUGGGUUGCAUUCACCAAAAACCUUGUGAAUCAGUUACACAGUGUUACUCAUCGUAAUUUGCAAUCCGCCAGAAGUUGUCACCAUAUGAGCAAUAAAAACAUCACUCCUUGUGGUAAAUCCUCUACCUAAAACUCGAGAGCCCCACACUUCCUCCCUCACUCACGCUCUGCUUGCACUAAAGGUUCCUCUGAGUCGGAUGUUUCCCUUCCCUGGUGAUGAUGAAAGCAAGCAGAAGUUCAGCUCUGCUCUCCCAUAAUAAUCACUGUCUAACUAUAGGGCCCCUCCAUGAAUCUGCACUGUGUGUCUACACACACACACACACACACACACACACACACACACACACA
Molecule: messenger RNA, 11330 nt
Organism: Epinephelus fuscoguttatus (brown-marbled grouper)
Lineage: Eukaryota; Metazoa; Chordata; Actinopteri; Perciformes; Serranidae
Gene: ppm1e
Product: protein phosphatase, Mg2+/Mn2+ dependent, 1E
Exons: 7
Coding region: 355-2232 (625 amino acids)
Biological process (GO): negative regulation of protein kinase activity; protein dephosphorylation
Molecular function (GO): cation binding; protein serine/threonine phosphatase activity
Source: RefSeq, a predicted model, not a curated record